Leptopilina boulardi is the source of this 2237-nucleotide messenger RNA. RefSeq names its product adenylate kinase (gene Ak2). The record is from RefSeq and is a predicted model, not a curated record. NCBI's taxonomy places the organism in Eukaryota, Metazoa, Arthropoda, Insecta, Hymenoptera, Figitidae. The coding region runs from base 196 to 945 and encodes 249 amino acids. Gene Ontology annotation, cellular component: cytoplasm; mitochondrion. The transcript is spliced from 4 exons. Gene Ontology annotation, biological process: ADP biosynthetic process. Gene Ontology annotation, molecular function: ATP binding; AMP kinase activity.
UACAAAUCAUUUUGUGCCACGACCGACGACAAGCGUCCAUUCAUUAUUGUUCAUUUGUGUUCAUUAUAGCCAGCGUCUGUACAACUAUUCUCCAGUGAGGCUGCUAUAAUUUCCUCUUUAUAAUUUUUAAUUAUAAAAUUAAUAUUUAUUUUUUUCCUUUAACAAAAAACAAACUAUAUACAAUUAUCAACGAAAAUGGCUCCCAGUGCACAAGAAGUUCCAAAAGAAAAACUAGAAACUCCUCCUCGAGGAAUAAAUGCUGUGUUACUUGGUCCACCCGGCAGUGGUAAAGGCACUCAGGCUCCUAUUUUGAAGGACAGGUAUUGCGUUUGCCAUUUAUCAACAGGAGACAUGUUGAGGGCGGAAAUUAAAUCGGGAUCAGCAAUUGGAAAAAAAGUCAAGACCAUAAUGGAAGAAGGAAAAUUAGUGAGUGAUGACCUUGUGGUUGAUAUGAUUGAUAAGACACUGGAUACACCUGAAUGUAAACGUGGUUUUCUCUUAGAUGGUUUUCCAAGAACUGUACCUCAAGCAGAAAAGUUAGAUGAGAUGCUUAAUAAAAGAAAAACAAAACUUGACGCAGUCAUUGAAUUUGGAAUUGAUGAUAAUCUUUUAGUUAAGAGAAUUACUGGCAGAUUAGUACAUCCAACAAGUGGACGAUCCUAUCAUGAAGAAUUUGCUCCACCUAAAGUCCACAUGAAAGACGAUGUGACAGGUGAGCCUCUAAUAAAAAGGUCAGAUGACAAUGCAGAAACAUUGAAGAAACGAUUGGCUAACUAUCAUACACAAACUCAACCUCUAGUCGACUACUAUGCUCUUCAGGGAAUUCAUAAUUACGUAAAUGCAACAAAAACUAGCGAACAAGUUUUUCGUGAUAUUGAUAAAAUUUUUAUGAAUUCGAUUAGAAAGGAUCAACCAAAAAGCUUCUUCAGUCGGCUUUUCUCUUAAUAACAUGUGCAUAAAAAAAAAAAAAAAACCAAAAAGUAUCUGUCCGUAAACUUUUAACAUCAGAACAAUUAUUUGUAAAGUUUACGAGAAAAUUUAGUUUCACGAGAAAAAAAAAAUGUCGUGUUUAAUGAUAAGUAGUGAUAUUCCAGAAGAAAUAAUUCCAGAUAGCAGUGUAAUAUUCGCUCAAUUUCAAUACAUUGAAAAAAUAAGUUGAUAUUUCAACUUGAACGAAAUAAUUGUCUAAAUUAGCUUACACAACUUUAAUAGCACAAUGACUAGUUUUCACUGAUGUAAAAUUUUUGUGGGAAAAAUGAUGGAUUUGGAUUAAAAAGAAAAAAAAAAUUGUUAAUGGCACGCUUUGCUAAAUAUAUACAAAACAAAAAUAUAUAAAUAAUUAUUUUGUUAGAAUCGCGUUGUACUUACAGGGAAAUGGUAUAACAAAAUUUAAUUCUUGUUGAGAAUUAAAAAUCGAACUUAGCGACCUGAUUAAAAACAAAUCUUUAAAAAGCGAUAGAAAUUUAUUUUAGAAACACAAAUAAAUUAAUAUGUAUUUAGAAAAUCGAAUUGCAUGGUGCUGUUUAUUUUGCAUAAUUGGAGGCAUAUUUAAAAAGAAAUAGUAUAUAAAGCACUGAGAAUUUAUCGACAAAAAAAAAAGCUGACCAUUGUCGUCAUAUAACCUUCAUUUUAUUCAAAGAGACAGAUUCUAUUUCAGGAUCAAAGAUCUGAAUUCAAUUGAUUAUAUAAUUUGCCUAAUAUUAAUUUACCCUUCAUUUGUACCUGCGUGAUGUAUUAUAACAUCUAUGAGUGUUUUAAAAAAUUUGAUUACACUCCAAAAAAAUCAAUUUUUCAUUCAAUAUAUAAGAUAUAUAUUUAGAGAUUAAAGUUUUGAAUAAUUAUUUUGUAUUCUAUUUUUUAUAGUCAGUUUGUGGAUCUCGAUUUAUUAUUGUAUAUUUAUUUAAAAAUUAUUAUUUCGCACACUAUACAAUGUUGUACAAACUAUUUUUGUAAUCAAAUAUGAAUUAUUAUGAAAGUUUAUUUGUUUUCGAAUGUACAUUUGUAAGGAUUUUUUUCUUAAAUAUGAGUGGUCAGCAUGUAAAAAAAAAAAAUAUAUAAAAACGUGCCUCUUGCAUGCCUACGCAAAUUUCACAAAUAUGCCUAUAGAAUUAUAGUCGAUUAAUUUACCUAUAGUAAAAGAACAAACUUUUGUUAAAGUGUUACAGACAAUGUGUACAGAAAUAUUAUACAAUGUAUGGAAAAAUGUAAAAAUUAAUAAAGCCUAAACAAAAUAAUAA